Recurvomyces mirabilis is the source of this 606-nucleotide messenger RNA. RefSeq lists its product as uncharacterized. The record is from RefSeq and is a predicted model, not a curated record. Lineage: Eukaryota; Fungi; Ascomycota; Dothideomycetes; Mycosphaerellales; Teratosphaeriaceae. Bases 1 to 606 code for a protein of 201 amino acids. The transcript has a single exon.
AUGCCUUCACUCUGCACCAGCUUCACAUCGAUCUUAGCUGUGGUGCCCCUGUGUUAUGCUAACCGGCGCCUCACCAGAUGCUCCGCCACACAAUUAGAACACCCUGUUGUGUUCGGAGCGCAGAUAACCAGCGUCACUGCUACGCACGUCCAUCCCUAUUCGACAAGCAGCACACAGAACGGCGCAGUGCCCGCCGCGAACUAUACCAAUCUCAAUUUCUGCAAUAUAAAAGUCACUUACACCCACCCAGGCUAUAACGACAUUAUCCACGUCAACGUCUGGCUGCCCUCGGAAUGGAACGGUCGCUUCCAGGGGACUGGCGGGGGCGGCUGGAUCACUGGCCAUACGGAUCAAAGUCUUGCUCCUGCGAUUGCACAGGGCUAUGCCGCAGCCUCGACAGAUGGCGGACAUACCGAGUCCGGUGAUGGCAUGCCCGAAACCUGGGCGCUGUUGAGUCCGGGAAAUGUAAACCAUAACCUGCUGCAGGAUUUCGCUUCGGUGGCGUUGAACGAUAUGACUGUGAUUGGCAAAGCCAUCACCACGAGCUACUACGGCAGUGCUCCAACAUUUUCGUACUGGAACGGCUGCUCGACGGGUGGCAGGUAG